This is a messenger RNA of Nycticebus coucang (slow loris), 934 nucleotides long. It is a transcript of the gene BATF2, whose product is annotated as basic leucine zipper ATF-like transcription factor 2. Gene Ontology annotation, molecular function: DNA-binding transcription factor activity, RNA polymerase II-specific; RNA polymerase II cis-regulatory region sequence-specific DNA binding. Lineage: Eukaryota; Metazoa; Chordata; Mammalia; Primates; Lorisidae. Gene Ontology annotation, biological process: regulation of transcription by RNA polymerase II. The transcript is spliced from 3 exons. The record is from RefSeq and is a predicted model, not a curated record. Bases 134 to 934 code for a protein of 266 amino acids. Gene Ontology annotation, cellular component: nucleus.
GGAGUGGUCAUUGGGGAUUUAAAGAGUCACCACUUCCGUAGACUCCCAGAGGGCACUAGGAGGUCACAGCUGGCUGCAGAGGGAUGAGGGACACCAGCAUAGGCGGCCGAGCCUCUGCUCCCCUGCCUCAGCCAUGCACCUCUGCAGGGGAGAUGAGCUGCUGACCAGGAAAGAUCCCGAGGAGCUUCAGAGGCAGCUGAAGAAGAAACAGAAGAACCGGACGGCUGCCCAGUGCAGCCGACAGAAGCACACAGACAAGGCAGAUGCCCUGCACCAGCAACACGAAUCCCUGGAAAAACAAAACCACGCCCUGCGGAAGGAGAUCCAGGCCCUGCAAUCGGAGCUGGCAUGGUGGAGCCAGACCCUGCAUAUGCAUGAGUGCUACUGCUUGGCUCCAGAGUCCCCCAGCUGCUGGGACCAAGCGGAGAGGCCACACAUCCCCACCCCUCAGAGACAACAGGGCUGCCAGGAGCAGCCUGGGCUAUUUCAGCCUCCAGUCUGCUCUCUGCCAGCUCAGCAACUCUCUCCAGGUCCACAGCCCGCUGGUUCCCCUGGCCUCCUCACAUCCCCUAUGCCCUUGCUAACACUGUCCCCAACUAUGGUUACUAUACCUCCUGCCCAAUUGCCCCGCAGCUCUGUCCUGUCUGCCACUGGCUUCAGCCUGCCAGGGUCUUCCUAUAAGCUCAGUGCCCUCCUACCCAGCUCCACAGUCCAACCUGCCCCUCUACAGCCCAUUGAGCUGGAGCACUCCAUUGAGGGCAGGCUGGGGUACUCUCCCUGCAACCCUUCAGGUGCUCUGAGACUUGCAGGUCAGCAGAGCAGGGAGCACAAGCUUGCUUUCUCUGCAGCAGACUGGCAGGGGCUGGGUGUGGAUUCCAGCCCCCACCCUGUCCUGGCCUUCCCUCUGCUUUCCUCUGCUCAAGUCCGCUUCUAA